UUAUAAACUGACACACGUUGGACACUUCUGAAUUAUUUUGUCGGAUGUCGACAGGGAAAACUUGGGGAGCGAGUUCCAGAUGGACGAUGAAUGAUUAAAUCGAUAUUUAGUUUGCUUCUUAAAAAGUGUUGUUUUCUCCGUUAAUGCUAAUUCCAUAGACCCUCGCAUACUGGACUUUCAUGAGAUGUGUAGGUACAGAGGACAAUUUAAAUAUGUACAUAGAAUUUAAGAUGGUUUUAUACCAAUAAUAGUUUCUUUCUCUUUUCUUUGUGUUCCUUCAGAGUGAGAACCUUCCCUAAGGAUUCAGCCUUGCUGGGCAGGGACACCGUCCGGGCCCUCAUGUACUACGCCUUGAAGGUCUGGAGCGACAUCGCGCCCCUCAACUUCCACGAGGUGGCCGGCAGCGAUGCGGACAUUCAGAUCGACUUCACCAAGGCCGACCACGAUGACGGAUACCCCUUCGAUGGGCCCGGCGGCACCGUGGCACACGCGUUCUUUCCCGGCGAGAGGUUCACAGCCGGAGAUACACACUUUGAUGACGACGAGGCGUGGACCUUCAGAUCACCAGACUCCCACGGGAUGGACCUGUUUGCGGUUGCAGUCCACGAGUUCGGUCACGCCAUUGGCCUGGUCCACACUUCGGCUAUAGAGUCCAUCAUGAGACCGUACUACCAGGGUCCGGUAGGAGACCCUCUGAAGUACGACCUGCCCUAUGAAGACAAGGUCCGCGUGUGGCAGCUCUACGGUGUCAGAGACACGGUGUCGCACACCAAUCGACCGCUGAACCCGUCGCAGACCGCCGAGCCUCCGGUCCUGCUGGACCUUCCUGAGAACAGGUCGACUCUCAUGUUGGCACAGGACACGCCAGACAGAUGCACCAGUCACUUUGAUGCCGUGGCACAAAUACGAGGGGAGGCGUUCUUUUUCAAAGGGAAGUACUUUUGGCGACUCACUCGAGAGAAGCACUUGGUGUCUCUCCGUCCGGCUCAGAUCCACCGUUUCUGGAGAGGCCUUCCACCCAAUCUGGACAGUGUGGACGCUGUGUACGAGCGACCGGGGGACCACAAAAUCGUGUUUUUUAAAGGUCUCAAGUACUGGGUUUUUAAAGACAACAUCGUGGAAGAGGGCUACCCCCGUCCAAUCAGUGACUUUGGUCUGCCCUUGGAAGACAUAGACGCAGCUUUUGUUUGGCUGCACAACGACAAAACCUACUUCUUCAAGGACAACAGCUACUGGCGCUACGACGACCACCUGCGACACAUGGACCUGGGCUACCCUAAGGACAGCUCGCUUUGGAAAGGGCUGCCACCUCAGCUGGACGACGCCAUGAGGUGGUCGGAUGGCUCGUCCUAUUUCUUCAAGGGGAAGGAGUACUGGCGAGUGCCGGGCAGUGGCAUGGAGGUGGAGGCAGGAUACCCCCGCCUCAUCGCUAAGGACUGGCUCCUGUGCGCCGAGAUGCAGUCAGACUCUCCCGACGUAGAGCCCAAAAACACGGACACAAGAGUCAACGUGCACCAUCACCCGGACCACGCGGAGAACGGCUUCGAGGUGUGCUCCUGCACCUCUGACUCCGCCUCUCCCUUGGGCGCCCGCCCCUCACCGUCUCCCGUGUGGCUGCUGCCGCCGCUCUGGACGCUCUUGCUGGCCCUCCACUCUGAACUGCUAUGAUACCAAAGCAUGGGACGGAGAUGUCAUGGGGAGGGCCAGUGGUUACUUCAUACAAACUUUCAAAUUCUGUUCAUAUAAAUAUCAGUUGGUAUGUUUUUUGCUGUUAUUUAUUUCACAUGUCAUCGAAAAGCACCUUGCAGUGUGGGUAGUGCAUACAGUUGUCAUGUCAUUUACUCGGGUAUCCCCGGCGGACGUCAGUACAUUAAAGGUCCAAUAUGUAAGAAUUAGUGAGAUCUCAUGGUGAGACUGCAGACAGGACGCUCACGCCUCCCUUUCACAAACACGUCAGGGAAACUACGGUGGCCUUCACAUACCAGAAAGGAUGGGGCCCUUGCCUAAAGUACACAUAAAAGGCUUUUUUCUACAAAAACUAAAUUAACAAAAACUAAAUUAUUUUUAUUUUAAAGCAGUCGUACACUUAUAUAACAUACAUAUGGGUAGAAUAUUACAUUUCUGCCUCCUAAUUCUUACACACUGGACUUUUAAUACAUUAGAAAUGGAAUGUUGAAAAGAAAGCUAAUGUGCACUUUCAAUACACUUUCAAACAGUGUUCUUAUAGCACCAUGUACAACUAAUGGCAUUGUGGGAUGUAAGCAGACAUUGGUUCAGGGUAUAUUUUGUAUUUUAAAGGAAUAGUUCUGUCUUGCUGGGAGUGUUGGUGAAUCUGUAUGAUAAAUACAAAGCAACAACCAGGAGCUAGUUCGCUUAGACCAACAUAGAUUCUCAUGGUCUCCAGACUCUCGCCACAUCCACACUAUGUUCUCAUUUGAAAACUCCAAGGCGCAGCGUUUUAGUCUGGACCUUUGCAGAUUGUGACGCAGUUUCCUGUGUUCAGCUGUGAACAUAAAAAGCUCCAUUAACACGUAUAUUCAUUCUCAGUUUUACUCAAGAACAGGAACCCUUGCUCCCACUUUACAACAUUAUACUUUCUGAAACUAAGCAAACUGCAGACGAGUAAAUCAGCGUCCUGUGUGCACAUGCUGAGCGUUGCUGAAUGGUCUGGAUACAGAUUAUAUAUAUUUUGUUUUUGUUUGAAAACACACAUUUCAAAUGACGAAUGAAAACAUAGUAUGGAUGUAGUUUUAGGCCCAGGUCAUACUUUCCGAAUCUCCACUUUCACCGUCCACGUAUUUAUGCAAGGCCUAUUUUUGAAGGACAAACAUCAACAACACCUCCCAAUUUGAUUCCAUGCUGACUUGUUUGGUACGUUUGCUCUCUUUACAGUCCUGUCUUCUUCGUUUCUUCUUCGUUUCUUUGCAAUUCUUCGCAUGAGUUUUGUUCAAACUCGUUGAGGAUGCUCAAAAACAUACAAAAGGGGGGGAACUCACUUGAUUGGCAGUGGAAUUUGACACGAGACUGACGCAGACCCUUAUUUAGUAUGAACUACAUCGACACCUGGAUCCACUUGUCGAAAACCCCCCCACCAAAGCUCAGCGUCCUUGGCGUUAGCACUCUCAGGGCCGAUGGACUCGACAGUGUCGCCUCCACCCCGGGGUACAUACCCCACACCACUUUUUUUCUCAGAAUAUUCUGACUUUUGUCUCGUAAAAUGUAGAGUUUUCUUGAACAAUUUUGACUUUUUUGCGACUUUUCUCCUAAUAUUCUGACUUUUUU
Solea senegalensis (Senegalese sole) is the source of this 3282-nucleotide messenger RNA. Its product is annotated as matrix metalloproteinase-17-like. Gene Ontology annotation, cellular component: extracellular matrix. Gene Ontology annotation, biological process: collagen catabolic process; extracellular matrix organization; proteolysis. The record is from RefSeq and is a predicted model, not a curated record. The transcript has 7 exons. Bases 340 to 1668 code for a protein of 442 amino acids. NCBI's taxonomy places the organism in Eukaryota, Metazoa, Chordata, Actinopteri, Pleuronectiformes, Soleidae. Gene Ontology annotation, molecular function: metalloendopeptidase activity; zinc ion binding.